Striga asiatica is the source of this 2457-nucleotide messenger RNA. NCBI's taxonomy places the organism in Eukaryota, Viridiplantae, Streptophyta, Magnoliopsida, Lamiales, Orobanchaceae. The record is from the annotation of a GenBank genome assembly.
AUGGAAGCUUAUGUUGCUCUGCUUUCUCUUGCGCACACCAUAGAUCAGAUCCAAAAUCACCCUCGCCCUCCCAUCACCUUCGACAAAUUACAAAUCAAAUCUCUUAUAGAAAUGGUUACUUAUUUGCUGCAUUUUCUCGAAAACUAUGCCAUUGAUGAUGCAGAUUGCUUGGUGGGGCGUAUGGCCGAUUCAGCUCACAAAGCAGAGGAUAUAAUAGAGUCCUAUAUUGCCGAUCAAAUUACGGCUCGUGGGGAAGCUAACAUCAGCUCGAACGAUGACGAUUUUUUUUAUGGAGAGUUACAGAAAGUGAUGCGCGACUUGGAUUCCAUCACAAAAGACGUGGUUGCUAUUAAAGAUAAGAAGACGAGACAAGAAAAUAUUACUCCUUGCAGGGAAGAUGACACCGUGGUGGGUUCCGAUGAUGUCAUGAACGACAUCAUGGAUAAGCUGAACGGUCCUUCUUCCAAGGGGGACGGCACAAUGGUGGGUUCCGAUGAUGUCAUGUACGACGUCAUGGACAAGCUGACCGGUCAACAAUCCAGCCGUCAGAUCAUUGCAAUUGCAGGCAUGGGUGGCAUUGGUAAGACCACUCUUGCAAAAAGUAUUUACGAACAUCCACUUAUUGUGGAACAAUUUGAUAUUCGCGGUUGGGCUACAAUCUCUCAAGAAUUUGAUUCCAAAGGGAUUCUGUUACAAGUCCUUCAUUGUUGUAAAACUAUUGGGAGUGGGGAACACUCUGACCGAAUGAGUGAACAUGAAUUAGGAGUAACACUGCAUAAAAGGUUAUUUGGCCGCCGUUAUCUUAUCGUGAUGGAUGACAUUUGGGUUACAGACGCAUGGCAUAAGGUGAAAUCCUUCUUUCCAGAUAACAACAACGGGAGCAGAGUAUUGAUAACCACUAGGCUAUUGGAAGUUGCUUUGCAGCUGGAUAGCCCAGAUUAUUUUCAGAUGAGUUUUCUGAAUUCUGAAAAAAGCUGGAAACUGCUGCGUAGGUGUGUUUUUGAGGAACAAGGGUGCCCGCCGGAAUUGGAAGAGAUUGGGAAGGACAUUGCCAAGAACUGCGGAGGCCUUCCAUUGUCAAUUGUCGUGAUCGGAGGACUCCUAGCAAAGUCCAAACAAACACGGGAAAACUGGCAACACGUUUUACAAAAUUUAAGCUCAAUUGUGAAUUUAGAGGAGGACGAGCGUUGCUUUAGAAUACUAAAGUUGAGCUACAAUCAACUGCCGGUCCACCUGAAGCCGUGUUUUCUCUACAUGGGCAUGUUCCCGGAGGACCACAGUAUUCACGUCCCCACGCUCAUCAAACUAUGGGUUGAUGAAGGAUUCGUGAAACCGGUGGCCGGUAAAAGCUUGGAAUCAAUUGCAAGAGAGGUGUACCUACAUGGUCUCCUCAUCAGAAACCUAAUCUUGGUUCGUGAGUUAGGCCCUACUCAAAGAAUAAAACGGUGUGCCAUCCACGAUCUGCUGAGAGACCUCUGCAUAAAGGUAGCCGAGAAAUACAAAUUCUUCCGCACGACACAAAACCUUAAUAAUGUCCACGACAAAAGCUGGUGCAACCAACGCCGUAUCGGCAUUCACGAAACUGGAUCAAAGUUUUAUCAAAUUCCCCAUCCACUCCCUGAAGAUUUGCGAUCCGCAUCACGCGCACGAACUCUGAUAUUGAAAGUCAGGGGAUGUGUACCACUUAUAGCUUCUUUUAGAUUGCUUAGGGUUCUCAAAGGAAUAGAUAACUCACAUUUUACCUACGGUGCAGAUUAUUUUGGACCUGUCAACUUGUGCCACCUGCAUGCCGCCAGUGCGUUUAUUUUGCAUUUGCCUAUGGAAGUAUUUUACCGACUCUGGAAUCUACGGACGUUAAUAUUUGUGAACAGGUUUGAGUGGUGGGUGAUGGACAUCUGGCGGAUGCCCCAACUCAGGCACGUCAAUGUAGAGAGACUCCGGCUCACGGAUCCUCCUGAAGAAAAUGAUGGGGUGUUGGAGAAGCUAGAGACGCUCAAGAAAGUAGAUAACUUCAAGUGCAGUGAGGAAGUGGUUGAGAGAAUCCACAAUAUCAAGAAGCUCGGAAUAACAUUCAUGGAGAAAGAGGAAUUAUCACCGGGUGAUUAUGGUCUCGACAAUCUCUGUAGGCUACGCAAGCUGGAGUGCCUUUCAAUUUCAUGGAAUUCAUUACUCUCUCAACGAAUUGAGGUGACGUCGUUCCCGAUUACGCUCAGGAAGCUGACUCUGGAAGGCAUGCGGCUGGGGUGGGAGAAGAUGGGGACAAAGAUAGGGUCGUUGCUAUAUCUCGAGGUCCUCAAGCUAAAUAAUAACGCGUUCGUGGGGCCCGAGUGGGAAACAGCCGUGGGUGGAUUCCCGAGCCUGAAAUACUUGCAAAUCGACAACUCAGCAGUCUGGAACAGUGGAGGGCAGACGCCACGCACUUCCCCAGCCUCGAGCGGCUCGACCUGCGGUAUCUAG